Molecule: messenger RNA, 261 nt
Organism: Cladocopium goreaui
Lineage: Eukaryota; Dinophyceae; Suessiales; Symbiodiniaceae
Source: the annotation of a GenBank genome assembly
AUGGCGCUGAGUCGUGUGCCGGCGUCGAUGAGUGCAAGCUGCUCCAUCUUCGUCGGCAAUGUGCCGUACGAUGCCCAGGAAGAUGAGCUAAAAGAGCUCUUUGGCAAAGUGGGCAACGUCACAUCGGUGCGCCUGGUUUUGGACAAGGACACCAAGACGCCCAAAGGCUACGCCUUCGCGGACUUCGCGGACCCCGCCUCCGUGCAGGCGGCGGUGGAGAAGUUGAACCACGUGGAGUACAACGGCACAUCCAACUCCUGA